Messenger RNA from Dioszegia hungarica, 1740 nucleotides. RefSeq names its product putative serine/threonine-protein kinase orb6. Gene Ontology annotation, molecular function: ATP binding; protein serine/threonine kinase activity. Gene Ontology annotation, biological process: intracellular signal transduction; peptidyl-serine phosphorylation. Bases 1 to 1740 code for a protein of 579 amino acids. Lineage: Eukaryota; Fungi; Basidiomycota; Tremellomycetes; Tremellales; Bulleribasidiaceae. The record is from RefSeq and is a predicted model, not a curated record. The transcript is spliced from 10 exons.
AUGUCCUACCGACCCCAACAGCAACAAGGCGGCCAGCCCGGGCCCUCCUAUCCGACCUCACAAGCGCAGCAGGCCCAAGCGCAAGCUCAAGCGCAAGGAAUGGGCCGAUCGUCCCCGCUCCCGCCCCUCCCCCAACUCGCCCAGAACAACCUCGGUCAACCCGGCUCCAACACCGGCGGCGGUAACGUCCCCUCGUCACAGCAUCAGCAGCAGCAGCAGCAGCAGCAACAGCAGCAGGGAGGAAGUAGUAAUGCGCUCCAUCCCUCAACGUCUGGUGGGUCCGUGUCUGGCGCGUCGGGCGAUAAGGGCCCGGACUAUGUGUAUUUCGAGCGAAAGCCGGCACUGUUUGGGGAGAACACGGCUGGGAAGGCGAUGGCGGCCAAGAUGAAGCUUGAGCUGUUUUAUAAGGAGGCAGUAGAGGGUGUAGUGGGCAGGAAGGAGAGGCGUACGACGCUGGAUAAGCAGCUAGCCGCAGAGGUGUCCACGCCUGAUACUCUCAAGGCGAGGCAAUUGCUAGCUCUGGGAAGAAGGGAGAGCAAUUAUCUUCGACUCCGCCGGACCCGUAUUGGACUCGAGGACUUCAAGACCGUCAAAGUCAUCGGUAAAGGCGCCUUCGGAGAAGUCAGGCUCGUGCAGAAGGCCGAUACGGGCAAGAUCUACGCCAUGAAGACAUUGCGGAAGAAUGAAAUGUUCAAGAAGGAUCAGCUUGCACACGUACGAGCCGAGCGUGAUGUCCUGGCUGAGAGUAAUUCUGCCUGGGUCGUUCAGCUUUACUACUCGUUCCAGGACAGCCAGUACUUGUACUUGGUGAUGGAGUUCUUACCUGGAGGAGACUUGAUGACUAUGUUGAUCAAGUACGAUACCUUUUCGGAAGACGUCACUAAGUUCUAUAUGGCGGAAUGUAUCUUGGCCAUCGAGGCGGUCCACAACUUGGGCUUCAUCCAUCGUGACAUCAAACCCGACAACAUCCUCAUCGAUAGUCUCGGCCAUAUCAAGCUAUCCGAUUUCGGCCUCUCGACCGGUUUCCACAAGCAACACGACUCCGCCUACUAUCAGCGCCUCCUCGGCACUGGCGACCCAAACGCGACCACCAACAACCGCGCUUCGCUACAGCAGAGCGGGACGGGUGUAGGUGGCGCGGCGGGCGCGCGCAAUAGUGUCAUGGUCAACGCCAUCAACCUGACCAUGACGAGCAAGAACGAUAUUGCGACUUGGAAGGCCAACAGACGGAAGUUGGCGUACUCGACGGUCGGAACUCCAGACUAUAUUUCACCCGAGAUCUUCUUGCAACAGGGCUAUGGGAAGGAAUGCGAUUGGUGGUCUCUCGGUGCGAUCAUGUUUGAAUGUCUCGUUGGCUACCCCCCUUUUUGUUCCGAGAACGCGCACGAUGUCUACCGCAAGAUCAUCGAAUGGCGAUCUCACCUCUUCUUCCCGGAUGACGUUCAUCUCAGCCGGGAAGCAGAAGACCUUAUUCGCAGGAUGCUGUGCGAGGCAGACAGGCGAUACACCGUGGAGCAGCUCAAGGCCCAUCCGUUCUUCUACGGCGUAGACUGGGCAACGAUCCGCGAUAUCGAUGCCCCCUUUGUCCCCCAUCUGCGGUCCAUCACCGACACCUCCUACUUCCCUACAGACGAGCUGGACCAGGCAUCCGAGAUGCCCACAGGCCCAGAGUCGGGGGCGGACGCAAAGAAGGAUCUGGCAUUCUUGGGGUAUACGUUCAGGAGGUACGAAAUGUUGUAA